AUGGGCUCAGACGCCCCCAGCCCACCCGAUUACACCUACGAUUCCGAAAAAAUCACCCGCGCCGAAAAGGUCGCUGCCGCCGAGUCCAAACCACUCGCCGACCCCGAUCCCGCCCGCCUGUCCUUUGACAGCGGCAAGGUCGACCAGACCCACCGUCUGCUCAAGUCGCGACACAUUCAGCUGAUUGGCAUCGGUGGCAGUAUCGGAACCGUUCUCUAUGUUCAAAUCGGUCAGGGCCUUCUCCAUGGCGGCCCCGGUAGCCUUUUCAUCGCCUUUAGCUUUUGGUGCACCGUUGUGCUCGCUGUCACACUCUGCAUGGCCGAAAUGGUCACCUACUUGCCCAUCUCGUCGCCCUUUAUUCGAUUCGCCGGUCGCUAUGUUGAUGAAGCAUUCGGAUUCGCCAUUGGCUGGAAUUUUUUCGUCUUCCAAGCCGCCCUCGUGCCCUUUGAGGUGACGGCCUGCAAUCUCAUCAUCAAUUUCUGGACAAAAGCAGUGCCCACCGGCGCCAUGAUUGCCAUUAUCAUUGUCCUCUACGCCGCCAUCAACGUCAUUGCCGUCAAGUGGUAUGGUGAAACCGAAUUUUGGGCUGCACUCGGCAAAGUCCUACUUAUAGUCGGCCUCGUGCUCUUCACUUUUAUCGUCAUGGUCGGCGGCAACCCCCAGCACGAUCGCUUCGGCUUCCGCUACUGGUCCAACCCUGGAUCCUUUGCUGAGCUGUACGGUUAUACUGGCAGCCUUGGUCGAUGGGUUGGCUUUUUGCAGUGUUUGAUCCAGGCUGCCUUUACCAUUGCUGGUCCCGACUACGUUUCCAUGGCCGCUGGCGAAGCUGAGAAUCCCCGCAAAGUCAUGCCCCGCGCCUUUAACGCCGUUUUUUACCGACUCACAGCCUUUUUCAUCCUCGGUUCACUCUGCGUCGGUAUCCUCGUUCCCUACAAUGACAAGAAUCUCAUCGACGCCUAUGCCAACGGCUCACCGGGAGCUGCUGCCUCGCCAUAUGUUGUCGCCAUGAAGCGCCUCGCCAUCCCCAUCCUUCCCCACAUUGUCAAUGCGACUGUUCUGACAGCUGCGUUUUCGGCUGGCAACUCGUACGUCUACUGCGCCUCGCGCUCGCUCUACGGACUGGCUCUCGACGGCAAGGCCCCGCGUAUCCUCGCCACCUGCACCAAGACGGGCGUCCCCAUCUACUGCGUUGCCGCCGUCCUCGCUUUUGCGCUGCUGUCGUUUCUGCAGCUGGGCUCGGGCGCGUCGGUCGUCCUCAACUGGUUUGUCUCGCUGGUUACGGCCUCGCAACUCAUCAAUUUCGGCGGGGUCUGCGUCUCGUAUCUGUGCUUUCGCCGUGCCAUGCACGCGCAGGGUGUCGACCCCGCCACGCUGCCGUACCGUGCCUGGUUCAUGCCCUACGCCGCCUACUAUGCGCUCUUCUGGACGGUCCUGAUGGCCUUUGUUGGCGGCUACCCCGUGUUUCUACCCGGCCGCUGGGACACGCCCGACUUUUUGUUCUCGUACAUGAUGAUCUUUGUGUUUCCGGCCCUGUACGUCGGCUACAAGGUGGUGAUGAAGACGGAGAUCCACAAGCCUGAGGAGGUGGAUCUGAUUAAGGAUUUGGCCGAGGUGGAGGAGCACGAGGCCAACUAUGUGCCCAAAAAGGCAGAGUCACGUUUCGAACGCAUUUUGGACACGCUCUUUGGGUAG
Cordyceps militaris CM01 is the source of this 1692-nucleotide messenger RNA. Its product is annotated as general amino acid permease (Agp2), putative. The record is from RefSeq and is a predicted model, not a curated record. Lineage: Eukaryota; Fungi; Ascomycota; Sordariomycetes; Hypocreales; Cordycipitaceae. Gene Ontology annotation, cellular component: membrane. Gene Ontology annotation, biological process: amino acid transmembrane transport. The coding region runs from base 1 to 1692 and encodes 563 amino acids. The transcript is spliced from 3 exons. Gene Ontology annotation, molecular function: amino acid transmembrane transporter activity.